This is a messenger RNA of Drosophila sechellia, 774 nucleotides long. RefSeq lists its product as uncharacterized. The record is from RefSeq and is a predicted model, not a curated record. The transcript is spliced from 2 exons. Bases 125 to 610 code for a protein of 161 amino acids. NCBI's taxonomy places the organism in Eukaryota, Metazoa, Arthropoda, Insecta, Diptera, Drosophilidae.
CAGAGCCCGAUACUUCAGGCGAACGAAACUUUGUUUUUGUUUAGUGAAGCUAAAAUCGUUUUGUUUUCGUUGUCAAAAUCUGGCAGUGGGAAAGGAGCUGCACAAUUUGGAUAGAGAAGCCAUCAUGGAUCCAACACCGCCGCUUCGCGCCACCAACAGUAUUAACCUACAGCAGGUGGCAAGCGCUCCACCACCACCGCCAACGGGGCAAAUCAUAGCUCCAUCGGGAGUGUUUCCUGGUUCCCUGACUCCCGGCUGGAAUGACCCGCCACCCGUUUCGUCGGAUUCGUCAAACAAUAGUCGUCCACGCCUAGAUCUUCGCAAACGCGUGGCCCACCCGCUGGACGGGAAGUCCUCUAGUGUCCAGCUGGAUCAGCCACAUCCACCAAUAUCUACAGCACAAGAGUCAUUCUUGCCGCGUCCCGUGGCCCUGGUAACACCCCAGCGCCAUAUUCCAAAUCCGGAUCCCAACAAUCCACCGGGCAGUGGAACGGAUGUGGGCGGAUUCGGAGCGGGACCGAAUGCCAAUGCUAUGCGCCUGCCACCGUUGGCCCACAGCAUCAGCAUCGAUCCCUCCAGGGUGGCCAAGGUUCCGCCAAGAGCGAAAUAGCAUGUAGUUAUCGCCAAUUCAGGGCCUAGGCUAAGGAACUUCAAAUUUAUGUGUUCAAUGGCGGGCUGGAAAAUCAAUUAUUUUUCUAUGUAAAACACUUAAGACACCUCACAAAAUACAAUCAGAAAUCAGAAUGAUGGGGAAUGGGACCUCCAAAAAGUAAA